This is a messenger RNA of Oncorhynchus nerka (sockeye salmon), 7879 nucleotides long. Its product is annotated as transmembrane protein 198-B-like. Gene Ontology annotation, cellular component: cytoplasmic vesicle; plasma membrane. Gene Ontology annotation, biological process: positive regulation of canonical Wnt signaling pathway. The transcript is spliced from 5 exons. NCBI's taxonomy places the organism in Eukaryota, Metazoa, Chordata, Actinopteri, Salmoniformes, Salmonidae. The record is from RefSeq and is a predicted model, not a curated record. The coding region runs from base 3881 to 5002 and encodes 373 amino acids.
AUAUAUGUACACAUACACACCCAGCUGCACCUCUCCCUCUGGUUAAACCUGCUCUCUCUCAAUUCAGUUCAGUACAAUUUAUGAAAACUAAAAUGAUAUUUUUGGUCUUAAUUUAAGAUUAGGGUUAGCAGUGUGAUUAGGGUUAAGUUUAACAUGUCAUAACUUUGUGGCUUUGCCCGCUAGUGACCACUCUGCAGAGCUGCCUCUGCAUUAUGAAAAACGCUGCAGAAAAUAGUGGAAUAGGAGUAACAAAUGCAUCAAAAUGUAUUUAUAUAGUGCCUUUUGAACAUACAAUUGAGAGUAGAAGUGGGAGGCAGGUACAGUAUAAUGUUGUCAACAUGCCUUUUUUCACAUCUGCUUAUGUCGUUUUCCUAUGACAAGGUUGACCUGUAAAGCCCACAGUCCAUUCAGUGAAGUCUCUCAUUUGUCCACACCAGCAGACACCAUAUAAAGGGGCGUCAUAGCAGCUAUAUUAAUGCUGUCUGUUAACAUAUGGCUGAGUAGAUUUUGAGCAUCUGUCAGAUGAGAUGAUGUCAGCAAGUACAGCUGUCUGCUAUGGUUGCCCCACUGGCCAAGGGAAAGUCAUAGACCGUACAAACACACACAGGCCCGUUGGGGAUUAACACAGCUGGAUGUCUGCUAGACUAGAACAUGAUGCCGCUGGGCAGUGGACAGACUCCACCCAUCUCACAGGAUAGGCUGCUCCACUUCACAGCACCUACAGUAUAUAUACCAUGGUUUUAUCCACACCACAUUGCCCUCUAUCAUAUGAUAUUCUUAGAUUCUGAGUUUGUCCUGAACCUGUGACCUGACCAGGAAAAACGCCAGUUACUAGAUUGAUUCUGUUCUAAAAAGAUAUGACGUGGAAAGCCAUUCAAUGAGUGUGUUUGCAAGUUUCCACCCUGUCCAGACAAUCACCAGUGUAUGGACGCUCCAUAUGGAUCUUAAAAUGUCUGGGACUAAAUUUAGGAUCUAGCGCUAUUCUACUUGUCCACACUUUCACACCGGCCUCUAGUGUUGCCAUUUUAUCUCUCACACCACUUGUCCCUUCCCACCCUGUAUUUUUAUGUUCUGUGCUUUCCUCCCUCUGUCCUUGGAUCUGCCUGCUCAAACACUGUAAAGACCAAAUCACACGAGAAGUUAUCUUUUUUUUAUGCGCAUGCUCACGCUGGAAUGAGAAUUCAUGUGAGGGAAUGAGAGAGCAGACGAGCUGCGGGCGUCAACUGCGUCACAUUAGAAUGAUAUAUAUCACGUUGCAAAUGUCAUUUCUUGGCAGUACCGUUAGGCUAUCACCGUUGCAGCCGAUUUGAUUAAUAAAGUUCAAAGUAUAUGGUUAGUAAGUGCCUUGUUUCAAAUGAAUCAAAAGUUGGUCUAAGGAUGGAGUGGGUCGUUUGUAGAAAAAUAAUUAAGAGGAAUUGUCAUGAUCUUCCCUAUGCUAAGUAGACAAAAUAUGUAGUUUUAAAAUGUAUUGGGCUGAAAGCUAAGGUUUAUCAAUAUCAGUUAAACAAUUGCAGUCUACCUGUGUUGAUUUCGACCAUAGCUAGGCAUAUAGCCUAGGCAGGCUACGGCUGGAUAAUUUGAGGACCUCGUAUUUCAAAAGAGAAUACUGCUAUGUAGAAAGAACGAGAUUUAGCUAGUUCUUUAUAAACGGCUCCGGUUUACAAGCUACAACUCUCCUCACGUUCGUGAGCUAGCAUAACAACUGUUUAGCCCAGGUGCGGUGGCUCCGUAGGACAUAUAAAUUGAUUCACAACAAUAACUACCAGGGGCUAGCCUACACAGAGAACAUAACAAAAAUAACUAUUUACAAUGGGUUGUCAUGACAAUUACGUUAGCAUAAGCUACGCAGUGUUUGUGAAUUGACGCUCCCUUUUCUCGCACACCAAUUUCACGCCGUUGACGGACAUCUCCCCGUGUGAUUUGGGCUCACACUGUCACUCGCACUCUAGUCUUGUCACAACUAGCUGAAUGUGGGGCAAAGGAAAGCAGCAAGGCCACUAUGUGUGUGUUCUGUAUCUUGAGUCAUUGUUUUACAUCUGACAUGAGGGGUGACUUGCCAAUGGGAGAGAGCUUAAAGGCUGUGAACCAGGAGAGGAGGGAGAUACCAACCGAGAGGAACAGCCAGACUGGCACUGAUUGGCUCUCUGACUGUUGCUAUGGUGGUUUAGGCAGCUCUCCCAUUGGUCAGACAAGCAACUUGGACCGGGAGAUGCUCGGAAUCCAAACAUCCUCUUGUCGUCAUGACAACAGACAGGAAGUGGGAAGUUGUUAUUGUGGAAGAUUGCCAAGCUUGUUCUCAACUGAACUGUGUUUUUCAACAGAUGAUCUCUUGUGAACAUAGAAACUAACCCUGGAUCUGCUUCAAGAACAGCUUAGUGGCGCUCCAUUCCGCUCUCGGGUGUUCAGCAGAGAUGGAGUAAUCCGCACGGAAAGAUGAUUAUUAUAACAUGUUUGGAUGAGAGAGCAGCUAGGGGCUAGAUGUGAUUUUAUGGGUCUGGAAGGAUUUAGUCAGUGUCAGAAGAAGACCGAAAUAUCCUAUUGUCCCUUGUCCACUUCCAUCUAAAAUAGCAAUCCUACUGGACAUGUUUCUUAAUGUAAUAACGUAUUAGCUAAUCAUGUAGGUAUACACCUACCCCAUACAUAGAGUCCUGUCCAAUCCUGUUUUAGCGCAGUACAUGUUGGCGUAGUGCAAAAGACAAGGCAUCCAACCCAAUUCUAUUUUUAAUCCAUACCUCAGGGAGGAUUUCAUGAAUCCCAGUUGAUACCGUAGAGUCUGCCAGGGAUCAGGUUUUCACUAGGUUCUCCUCUGAGCUCUCCAUUACCCCUCCUAUUCCAUCCUUAGAGGACGGUAUAAAGGCUGUAUCCUACAGAGACCUAUUGCAGCUUCAGUUCAUUCAUAUCAAUGUGUUUACUCUGCCUUCAGGUGGAUGAUGCAUCACUUCAGACACACAGUUUAAUGCUGGGCCAUUGAUCAGGCCUGACACGGGCACUGAGCCACACAGAGAAACACACACACACCUGGCUUUCUGGUUGAUGCAUAUGCAGAGGCCUUGGUAAAUGCUGACAUGCUAAUACUUUCUACCCAAGCAGCACCUUCACUUCUAUGAUGUUAAAUGGUGUGGAACCUGUUUGCAGUAACCCCAUAGCUGUCAGAGCCACACCUUCUGGGAGAGAAAUAAUGAAACCUGCCAUGGGAAAGGAAGAGAAAAGGAGACGAAAGGGGAGGGGAGAGGAAAGAAAGGAAGGAGAGAGAGGAAAGGAAGGAGGGAGAGGAAAGGAAGGAAGGAGAGAGAAAGGGGAGGAGAAAGAGAGGAAAGGAAGGAAGGAGAAAGGGGAGGAGAGAGGAAGGAAGGAAGGAGAGAGGAAAGGAAGGAAGGACAGAGAAAGGGUAGGAGAGAGAGAGGAAAGGAAGGAAGGAAGGAUAGAAGGGGGGAGAGAGAGAGAAAAGGAAGGAAGGAGAGAGCAAGAGAGAGAGAGCGACGCAAGAAGGGGUGGGGUGAUGUUCAGGUGAGGUGAGGAUAAGCGAAAGCGAGGCAUCGGGGAGGUAAAGUGAUGCAUGCUGGGAGCAAUAUGGAGCUCAUGAAUAUCUCACCAGCAACAGCUCCAGUGAGAGUCAGACGAGCUCACUAACACACACUGGGCUCCUUUUGUAACCCAACAUCUGACCCAGAAACCUCCUUGCACGGAAGGCUAGAGAGACGGGGAGAGAGAGAACAAAGGAGGAGGAGUGGGAAAGAGGGGAACGAGGUCGUUGGGUGGAUUCUUGUGGAUGGGAAAUGCUCCCUGAUCUUCCCUGCCCUCCUCCUCCCUCUCCUGAACACCCCAAUCCCUCCAUCUCUCGUUCUCACUUUCUCCAUCACUCCAUCACUCUCUGGUCGCCAUGACGUCCACGCUGCAAACGCUGGCGCUCAAGCUGGCCCCGCCCCCUCAGGACCUAAACCCUGAGCGGUUGGACGGCUGCGAGGAGACGGGCCGGCGCUACAAAGUGGUUCCCUCCGUCGUGUGCUCCAUGUGUUGCCUCUUCGGCAUCAUCUACUGCUUCUUCGGGUACCGUUGUUUCAAGGCGGUGAUGUUCCUGACGGGCCUGAUGUUCGGCUCCAUCGUCAUCUUCAUGUUGUGUUAUAAGGAGCGCGUCCUGGACACCCAGCUCAGUGUUGAGGCCUCUGUGGGCAUCGGCCUGGGCAUCGGCACCCUCUGCGGCCUGGUCACCAUGCUGGUUCGCUCCGUGGGUCUCUUCAUGGUGGGUCUCCUCCUGGGCCUCUUGGUGGCUGUGGCUACCCUGGUGGGCAUGGAGGAGCUGUCCAACAGCCCCCCGAGGUCGGUCUGGGUCCCCCUGGGGGUGCUGCUCGGCCUGGGCAUGCUGUUCGCUGUUCUCACCCUCCAAUGGCAGCGCUUCUUCACCACCGUGUCCACGGCCGUGUUCGGGGCGGCGGUGAUCACCGUGGCGCUGGACUACUUUGUGGAGCUGUUUGCCCUGGUGCUGUACCUGUACGAGAGGGUGAAAGCGGCGCCCAGGGGGAGACCCGUCUGCUGGAUCACCUGGGUGGUGCUGGGGGUGUGGCCUGUUCUGACGCUCCUGGGGGUGCUAAUACAGUGGAAGGUGACAGCAGAGGGAUACUCCCACACCAAGGUGAUCAUCAGUCGUCAGCAGCGGCGGGUCCAGCUGAUGCGUAUCCGUCAGAAGGAGGAGCGGAGGGACCGCAGCAGGAAGAGGAAGAAUAAGCAACAGAGAGACUCCACCCACAGCUCUCACCCUCCCAAACCCCUGCACCCUGAGCCCGCCUAUCGCAGAAAACCCAACCCUAUACGACGCUUUGACGGGGACGUCCUAUCGCCUAGUUACAUCCAGAGUUUCCGGGACAGACAGGUUGAGGCCAGGCCGUAUCCUGGAGGGGGCAGACUGAUGGGGGGAGGAGGGGCUCACACCAAUGUGGAUGUGGACUAUGACUGUGGCUCCACCACGCCCCUCACUGCGGCUGCAGGCCCCUUACUGCGAGUCUGAACACUCCCCUAACCACUGGUCCAACACCCCCAAUGAUCUGGCAGCCACAUCACACCCCCAAAAGGUGUGACCACACCCACAACCCACCUGUGCUGCAGUAUGGAUCUGACCACACCCCUAAAUGGUGCGACCACACCCCCAAAGGCCUGUAUUGCAGUAUAGGUCUGACUGACCACUCCCCCACCACAAUGCUGGAGCCAAUCAGAGUAUGUGAAUAGUAAAGGCCUGAACUCCUUUUUCUGUUUCACACACACCAGCCACAUGCAUGAAAAUACUGUACACACAUCCACAAACACCGCAGUGGAACUGGACCUGGUGAACAGAGAGAGAAAUACAGGGCCUCCAACUGGAUGGAUAGAUGUUACCCGAGGCUUCUCUCUCUCCAUCCAGCCUCCAGCCAGUCUCCAUCGGGACACAGUUUAAAGAAGCAUGGCUCAGGUUUCAAACGAGGCAUCGUUUUACCACGGACACCGGAAUACAAUCCUCUCUCUUCAGCAUUUUGAAAGAUUCAACUUAAAGUCUUGUCUACUGCUCGGCAGUCUUAAUUCCUCAAAUCAUUCUCUGUCGUCAACAGGCAGUUCCUUUGUACUGCAUUUCUACGGUUCCAUCCUUCUAUGGAGUUGGGACCUUCUGAUGAGAACUGACUAGUCAUAAACACCCCUGCUCUGUGCCAUGCCAGCCCAACAACAGAUCACCUCCUGGGAAGGAGAAGAAUAUCUGUCUUUUAAGAGGAAGCAUUAUGCAUUCUUGGUGCUGGACGAUAUCCUUCUUUGGAAAGCAGUUUGAAAUCCCCCUUCUUUAAAUGAAGUUGGGAGAUCCGGUUGAUUUACGGGUGCCUUGUGACUGCCCUUACUUGGACUGUACCACUCAGCAGUGAGAUAGUGGUUAUUGGCAGUGGUCACUGACUGAGAGAUGUGAGAGACUAUAUGAUAACGUGUUAUAUUAUUAUAGUGACAGACAACAAAGUUGUUGCGAUAGGAAUGAGGAUAGGCCUAUGUCUAGCAGAGGAGCAACAGUGACCCAAUCAGGGAGCAAGCAAGGAAACAGUGGAUGGUGAUUGGUCUAAACUGUCCUGGGCUCUACCAAAAGGCACCCUACAUGAAGUCAGCACAGGGUCAACAAGAGGUCAAUAAAGAGUUCAAAACAGAAAGGGGUCCGAAUAAACGAUCGACCAAUACAACGAGAGUAUUGACCACUCCCCCUCCACUCUACAGAGAGGACCAUUCAGGUCACAGAGGAUCGCCUACAUAUAGAUAGACCCCUACAUAAUGUGCAUUGGCUUUUCAAUAUGGGUCAUAGCAUUCUGUCUAUCGUGUAUCAGUAAAUGACAUGACAUCUAUGGUUUAUUAUUGUCUUUGACUCAGACUGUGAAAGGGACUGUGAGUUUGAAACACAUGACAAAAGAAUACAGGCGUGAUGUUAUUAUUAUGAUUAUUAUGAUUGCCCAAUUGGGCUGUGGGUCGGGACAGGGUAUGAGAAUCAAAGUUAUUUUCCCAGAAUCUUCCAGGGGAAAUCGACCUGGCUGCAUGACUCAGUGUUUCCUUCCUGUUCCUGUCCCCCUCUCUUAUCUGUCUCCCGUGGCUUUGUCCUCCUCACCUCACCAGACAGUGGUUCCUAUCCCCUCUAGCCUGGUCAGCCCACAUCUAACAACCACGUGCAUAGUUUGUUAAACACUUCUCAUGAAUAGCUUCUUAAUAAUGCAUUAUAAGCACAUGUAUAAUGCCUUACGAGCUAUGUAUAGUGCACUAUAAUGCAUAGAGAUUAAAUUGAUAUUCAUGAGCACUUAUUAUGCGCUUAUUUUACAUUAUGAAGAGCAUAUUCAUAGGAAGUGUUAGCAAAUUAGCCUGAGUGCCAGUCUUGUUAAAGCUAUUGUUUCAACUCCUUGCCGUGACAAUGAGUUGGCAUGGUAGCACAAACAGAUCUGGGACCAGGCUAUUACAGACUUGUCCAUACAGCACAAACAGAUCUGGGACCAGGCUAUUACAGACUUGUCCAUACAGCACAAACAGAUCUGGGACCAGGCUAUUACAGACUUGUCCAUACAGCACAAACAGAUCUGGGACCAGGCUAUUACAGACUUGUCCAUACAGCACAAACAGAUCUGGGACCAGGCUAUUACAGACUUGUCCAUACAGCACAAACAGAUGUGUAAUUCCCCACUAGUGCUCAUUCUUCUGAUCUUCUGUUUUGUACAUAAACACUGUAUUUUGACCAUUUAUCUGUAUUUCUUGCUUUAUUUGAUUGUUUAUUUGUUCUUAUGGAUUUAUUUUAGGAUAUUUCAUUUUAUUUAUAUGAAAUGAACCUUUUAUUUAACUAGGCAAGUCAGUUAAGAACAAAUUCUUAUUUACAAUGACGGCCUACCGUGGAACAGUGGGUUAAACGCCUUGUUCAGGGGCAGAACAACAGAUUUUUACCUUAACAGCUCGGGGAUUCGAUCCAGCAACCUUUCGGUUACUAGUCUAACGCUCUAACCACUAGGCUACCUGCCGCCCAAAUAACAUGUCCUUUCUGAAGUACUGUAUGUAGAUUUAUUUAUCAGGUAAUUUAUUGACAUUAUGUUAUUGACAUCUUUUGACUUCAAGAGUGCAGCCUCAUAAAUGUAGGCCGGUGAUAUUCCAUGCUUCUUAUUACAAACAUAAUUAUUAAUACUAUUAUUAUUAUUAUUAUUAUUAUUAUUAUUAUUAUUAUUAUUAUAGCAUGUGUUUUUAUGGGCCUGUAUAUGAUAAACAAAGUGAUUCUUCAAUGUCUUUGGUUGUUAAUUCAAAACGCACGCACACACCCACACUGAGAACAUGAUAGACUGGUACAGAGACUGGCAGGCUGGUGACCGUGUGUCGCUGUUGGUUGUGUUUGUUAACCAACCUAUAGGCCCACCAU